Molecule: messenger RNA, 1533 nt
Organism: Triticum dicoccoides
Lineage: Eukaryota; Viridiplantae; Streptophyta; Magnoliopsida; Poales; Poaceae
Product: malonyl-coenzyme:anthocyanin 5-O-glucoside-6'''-O-malonyltransferase-like
Exons: 1
Coding region: 61-1386 (441 amino acids)
Source: RefSeq, a predicted model, not a curated record
GGUAGAUCAGAUCGAGCAUCCACCUAACCCAACCCAACCGAGCCGAGAGCCAGCGAAUCCAUGGCGGAAGCGGGAGUGCGCGUGCUGGAGCGCCUCCGCGUGCCGCCGGCGCCGCCGUGCCCGUCCGCGGACCUCCCCAUCACCUUCUUCGACGCCGCCUGGCUCUUCACCGGCCCUGUCGAGCGUCUCUUCUUCUACCGCCACGCUGACCCGGCCGCCGCGCUCCCGCUGCUCGCCGCCUCCCUGCCGCACGCGCUCGCCCGCUUCUUCCCGCUCGCCGGCACCCUCAACCCCGCCGCCCGCUGCCUCUCCUACUCCAGCGCCCACGACGCGCUCCACCUCCUCCUCGCCGAGUCCCAGGAGGACAACUUCGACCGCCUCGUCGCCGCCGGGCCCCGGGACCUGAGCCUGAUGCGCCCGCUCGUGCCCGCGCUGCCCCCGCCCGGAAAGGACGGCGCUUUCGCGCUCGUCGCCCUGCAGGCCACCGUGUUCCCCGGCCGCGGGGUCUGCCUCGGCGUCUCCGUCCACCACGCCGCCUGCGACGACGCCUCCGCCACGCUCUUCGUCCGGACCUGGGCCGCCGCGUGCCGCCUCGGGGGGCCCCUCAACGGUGCUGAUCCUUCACAGGCCGUGCCGCCGCCGCCCGUGCUCGACCGCUCCCUCGUCGCCGACCCCGACGACCUGCUCGGCAAGACGCUCGCCGGGAUGAGCCGCCUCGCGCCACCUCCUCCGCAAGCGCAGGGGCCUCCGCCUCCGUCUCCGGUGAUCGCGUCCUUCGCGCUGACGCGCGACCAGAUCGACGGCAUCAAGGGCGCCACGCACGCGUCGUCGUUCGUGGCGGCGUCGGCGCUGGCGUGGGUGUGCCUGCUGCGGAGCCGGUCCGCGGGCGUGGAAGGCGCGGCGCGCAGCCACAUGCUCUUCUCCGCCGAGUGCCGGUCGAGAGUGUCGCCGCCGCUCCCGGCCGAGUACUUGGGCAACUGCCUGCGCCCGUGCUUCGUGGAGGCCGCCACAGAUGAGCUCACGGGCGGCACGGGCGGCGUGGCCGCGGCUGCGGCGGCCAUCGGAUCGGCGAUCAGGGAGAUGGAGCGGGGCGUGCUGGAGGGCGCGGAGGGGUGGCUGGGGCAGGUGAUGUCGGUGCUGCCGCAGCGGCCCAUGUCGGUGGGCGGGUCGCCGAGGCACGGCGUGUACGGGGGCACGGACUUCGGCUGGGGCGCGCCGUGCAGGGUGGACAUGGUGUCCAUCGAGAAGACCCCCGGGACGGUGUCGCUGGCCGAGAGCCCUGACGGGCAGGGCGGCGUCGAGGUCGGCGUGGUGCUGCCGCCGGACAUCAUGGAAGCCUUCGCCUCCUGCUUCGCCGAGCUCCUCAACGACAAGAAGAGCGUCUGACCGGCAUCGCAUCGCCCGUGUGUCCGUAUGUGUGUGUGUGUGUGUGUGUUGACCACGAGCUGGCUUUUGCUCUUGUGACAAUACUGUACUGUCGCUGUGUCAAAUUUAAAACGGGAUUAUAUGGAGUAUGUUGUUUUCAAAUUCAAA